GUGUCCGGGUACACCCGAGCGCUGAAGAUCAGCUGACUACGACGGUCUGUCCUUCAAUGGAUCGUUUCUGAUUUGUUUAGAUAAUCAAACGGAAGAAAUAAGAUUUGAUUAAUUGAUUAAUUGGUAGGUGAACGCGGACAUGCCGUCGCUUUUGUUCUGCGGACCGAAGAUGGCCGCCUGCGGGAUGGUAAUCAGCAUCUGGGGUGUCAUUAUGCUGGCGAUGUUGGGGAUUUUCUUCAGCGCCAAGUCGGCCGUUCUGAUCGAAGACGUCCCGUUCACUGAAGAGGACAUCCGGAAUGAUAAGAACCCGCCUCAGAACAUCUACGCUCUCUACAACCAGGUGGGCAUCAACUGCUUCAUCGCCGCCGCCGUCUACGUGGCGGUGGGCGCCAUCUCACUCUGCCAGGUGCGGCUCAACAAACGGCAGGAGUACAUGGUGACAUAAAGAACAGCGGGGUGCCUUGGCCUGACCUUUGACCCCCUGAUGACAGUUCACCACCCAACCUGGUCCCAAAUCAAACAAGGGGGCGGAGUCAGGCUGCACCUGGAUAAUUUAUUCUGAAUUGCAUUGUUUCCUGUUGAUGUUUGUUGUUGUUGGAUAAAGUGUUGAGAGAGACCAAACGUUCGAUUCCUAGAUUCUGUCCCAGUUGGACUUAACGAGGAGACGUCUGUCCACUGAAUCGCUGUAACUGGUGUUAGUGCUGAAGAUGUUAAAGCGAUCAAACCAUUCUGCUGGAUGCUCCUUUACAAUAAAGUGUGAAUGUGAUUAAAAA
Molecule: messenger RNA, 773 nt
Organism: Girardinichthys multiradiatus
Lineage: Eukaryota; Metazoa; Chordata; Actinopteri; Cyprinodontiformes; Goodeidae
Gene: rnasekb
Product: ribonuclease, RNase K b
Exons: 3
Coding region: 140-445 (101 amino acids)
Molecular function (GO): RNA endonuclease activity
Source: RefSeq, a predicted model, not a curated record